UCCGUCAGCCGCCACCAGGGCUUCAGCGGCCAGCGUGGGGGCCAGUCAGUCGGGGUUGGCCGGCGCUAUGAGUACUUUCGAGGGACAGAUGGCCGAGUAUCCGACCAUAUCCAUCGAUCGCUUCGACAGGGAGAACCUGAGGGCCCGCGCCUACUUCCUGUCCCACUGCCACAAGGAUCACAUGAAAGGAUUAAGAGCCCCUACCUUGAAAAGAAGGUUGGAGUGCAGCUUGAAGGUUUAUUUAUACUGUUCGCCUGUUACUAAAGAGCUGUUGUUAACUAGCCCGAAGUACAGAUUUUGGGAGAAACGAAUUAUAUCAAUUGAAAUUGAAACUCCUACCCAGAUAUCUUUAGUUGAUGAAGCAUCAGGCGAGAAGGAAGAGAUUGUGGUGACUCUCUUACCAGCUGGUCAUUGCCCAGGAUCAGUUAUGUUUUUAUUUCAGGGCAAUAAUGGAACUGUCCUGUACACAGGAGACUUCAGAUUGGCAAAAGGAGAAGCUGCCAGAAUGGAGCUUCUGCACUCUGGGGGCAGAGUGAAGGAUAUCCAAAGUGUAUACUUAGAUACUACUUUCUGUGAUCCAAAAUUUUAUCAAAUUCCUAGUCGGGAGGAGUGUCUGAGUGGAAUAGUAGAGCUGGUUGGAAGCUGGAUCACUCGGAGUCCGUACCACGUCGUGUGGCUGAACUGCAAAGCAGCUUACGGGUAUGAGUAUCUAUUCACCAACCUUAGUGAAGAAUUCGGAGUCCAGAUUCAUGUGGAUAAACUCGACAUGUUUAGAAACAUGCCCGACAUUCUUCAUCAUCUCACAACAGACCGUUGCACCCAGAUCCAUGCAUGUCGGCAUCCGAAGGCAGAGGAAUAUUUUCAGUGGAAUAAAUUACCCUGUGGAAUUACUUCCAAAAAUAGAAUUCCACUCCACACAAUCAGCAUUAAGCCAUCCACUAUGUGGUUUGGAGAAAGAUCCAGAAAAACCAAUGUAAUUGUGAGGACUGGAGAGAGUUCAUACAGAGCUUGUUUUUCUUUUCACUCCUCCUACAGUGAGAUUAAAGAUUUCUUGAGCUACAUCUGUCCUGUGAACGUAUACGCAAAUGUCCUUCCAGUAGGCACAACUAUGGAUAAAGUUAUAGAGAGCUUAAAGCCUUUAUGCCGAUCUUCCCAAAGCACUGAGCCAAAGUAUAAACCACUUGGAAAACUGAAGAGAGCUAGAAAAACCCACCAAGACUCAGAGGUGGAGGAAGAUGAUCUCUUUGAUGAUCCUCUGCCAGUCCCUUUAAGGCACAAGGUUCCAAACCAGCAAACUCUUUACCCUGAGGUAUUUCCAAUGACUGCAGGAUCACAAAACCAACCCGAAAACCUGAGACAAAGCACAGGAUGCUUCAAAGCAGAGAGUAUGCAAACCUCCCUUUGGGCAAACUUUAUAGACUGUGAAGAAUCCAACAGUGAAAGUGAAGAAGAAUUACAAAUCCCAGCUUCAUCUCAAGGAGAUGUGGGUCCUAGCCCACAUCACCAGCAAAGGGCUGAUGUGGAAGUACCACAGUGGGAAGUAUUCUUUCAAAGAAAUGAUGAAAUCACAGAUGAUGGUGUGGAGAACAUCCCUUCCUCCACAGAGGCAGGGGGCUCUCAGUCACCGAAGCUUUUCAGUGACUCCGAUGGGGAAUCCACUCACAUCUCCUCCCAGAAUUCUUCUCAGUCAACACACAUAUCGGAACAAGGAAGUCAAGGCUGGGACAGCCAGUCUGACACUGUUUUGUUAUCGUCCCAAGAGAGAAACAGUGGGGAUGUUACCUCCUUGAACAAAGGUGGCUACAGACCAAGACUCAAAGAGAAUAUUCCUGCCUCUCAGAUGGAACAAAAUGUACUUUGCCUAAAGGAUACUUACUCUGAUUUGAAAAGCAGAGAUCAAGAUGUAAAUAUAGUUCCUAGUGUUGGAGAACCAACUACUCUAAGCAGUGGGAAACACAUACCUCAGGAAACAAGGUUGCUAAAUCCUAGCACCAAUGCAGAUUCACAGAGCUCCUCUGAUUUUGAAAUUCCCUCAACUCCAGAAGCUGAGUUACCUAAACGAGAGCAUUUGCAAUAUUUAUAUGAGAAGCUGGCAACAGGUGAGAGUAUAGUAGUUGAAAAAAGAAAAAGCUCACUCUUAAAUACUUAAGAAUUAAAAAUAUUUCGUUCUGGAGCAACCAUUACAAAACCUAUACAAAGAGGUAAUAGUCAAAAUCAUAACAGAUAAAUUAAAAUGGAAUACCUAAAAAUGCUCAUAGAAUGUAAAAGGCAGUAAAGGGAAACAAAGGAACAGAAAAUAAAGGGAAAAAAACAGAAAACAAAUAAGAUAUGGUAGAACUAAAUCCAAA
Ceratotherium simum simum (southern white rhinoceros) is the source of this 2348-nucleotide messenger RNA. It is a transcript of the gene DCLRE1C, whose product is annotated as DNA cross-link repair 1C. Gene Ontology annotation, biological process: telomere maintenance; interstrand cross-link repair; double-strand break repair via nonhomologous end joining. The record is from RefSeq and is a predicted model, not a curated record. Gene Ontology annotation, molecular function: 5'-3' DNA exonuclease activity; damaged DNA binding. Lineage: Eukaryota; Metazoa; Chordata; Mammalia; Perissodactyla; Rhinocerotidae.